AUGGCAGGACCACGAAAGAAGCCAAAAACGUAUCAUUUCAACACAGAAUGGGAGGAGGAGUUCAUUUUUACUAUGGUAAAAGACAAGUGUGUUUGUUUGUUGUGUGGUCAAACACAAGCGUUGGCAAAAAAAGAGAACCUGGAGCGCCAUCACACCAAAACCCACCUGAAAUUCCAGGAUAGCUACCCGCCAAAAAGCAGACUCCGGGCAAAGAAAGUGGAAGACCUCAAAUUGGGGUUGAAAACCCAGCAAUGCCUUUUCUCUAAACCUGCUUCUCUUGAGAAGGCUGCCACAGAAUGUUCAUCAAGCGUGAGUCACCUGAAAUUGUGAAGGAAGCAAUGGCCAUCACAGCAGAGAUCAUGUACAGUGAUUUCAAAAAUAAGGAAGAAAUCAAUUCUGCGCUCUACAGUGUUCCACUUUGCCCUACAACUGUGACAAGAUGGGUGGAAUCUCUGUCCUAGGACGUGGAUAGACAAGUGUUGCGGGACUUAAUGGACUAUGAAUACUUCUCACUCCAGUUUGAUGAAUCCCAGGAUAUAAUGGACACUGCUUAGCUUGUUAUUUUUGUCAGAAUGACCUUCCCGGAUUUUACAAUGAAGGCGGACUUCCUCACUCUCUUGCAUCUAAAGGGGAGAACGGGAGGUGAGAAUAUCUACAAUGAGUUCAAGAAAUAUGUCAGUGAUAACGUUAUCCCAAUCCAUAAGCUGGUGGCAAUUACAACCAAUGGGGCCCCAGCAAUGCGCGGAAUGGAUUUGUUGGGCUAUGCCACACUGACCCAGAUUUCCCCUACUUCGUCAACUAUCACUGUGUGAUUCACCAACAGGCCUUGGCGGGGAAGUUUUGGACUUGUCCCACGUAAUGACAUUGGUUGUGAAACAUGUGAACUCAAUUCGAGCAGAAGCGCUCCAGCACUGCUUAUUAAAGCGCUAUUGGCAGAGCUCGAUGCCGUGUAUGGUGACCUACUCCUCCAUGCUGAUGUGCGGUGGCUGAGUCGGGGAAAAGUGCUGCAAAGAGUUGUCCACUUGCUGCCGGAGAUCAAAACCUUCCUGAGAACAUGGAACGAGGAACCCGAAGAACUGUCAGAUGAUGCUUGGCUGCUGGACCUGGGCUUUCUGACAGACAUAACCGCAAAACUGUCAACACAGAGCUGCAGGGAAAGGAUCAGAACCUGUCACACAUGCUCAGCGCAGUGAAUGGAUUCAAGGUAGGAUACUGUUCUUUUUACUAUUAAGAAGUAGGCCUACUUUGAUAUUGUUAAUUGUUGUACUGGUAACCGUUAUCUAUAUUGUAAAACACUGUUCUGUUUGGUGUUUUUAUUGUGAUGUUUUUACAUUCAAAUUAAUUAAAUUCAAUGAUGGAAUGCAUCUCUAAUAAAACGUUUUAUUAAUAUUAAGGCCAAGCUUGGUGUUUGGACGACACAACUGAAGAAUGGGAGGCUGGUACACUUUCCCAACCCGGAGAAGAUGGUACAAGGCCUGGAAGAUGACAAGGUUUUUCAGCCUGAAUGGUACUGUGCUCAUCUGGAUAAACUGUCAACUGAGUUCAGUCGGCGUUUUGGUGAGUUAGAUGACAUGGGAGAGGUUUGCACUUUCGUGUCAAACCCGUUCGCACCUAUUGACAUAGAGCAGGUUGCAGCCAAAAUGCUGAAAGUGUUUAACUUGCCAAAUGACAGUGAAAUUGACAUGGAGAUAGUCGAGAUGCAAAAUGACAUUGAGCUGAGUGCCAGAGCAAGAGACAGUGACUUUUGGGGCCUGAUAAGCAGAGAGAGGUUUCCUCUCCUCAGUGGAUGUGCCCUGAGACUGAGUGCAUACUUUGGAUCCACCUAG
This is a messenger RNA of Xyrichtys novacula (pearly razorfish), 1826 nucleotides long. The record is from the annotation of a GenBank genome assembly. NCBI's taxonomy places the organism in Eukaryota, Metazoa, Chordata, Actinopteri, Labriformes, Labridae.